ACGUGUCAAACCUCACACAAAAUACCUCGCACGUGCCGGAUCUGUUAUAAAAAUCACUCGACGGUCUUCUCCUUCCAGUUCAUCACAAUUUCAAACCUCUCUCUCUCUCUCUCUCUCUCCUCCAAUUCUCAAUCAAUCGAAUCAUGGUUGAACCGGCGAAUACCGUUGGAAUCCCGUUGAACCACACUGCGUUGCUGAAGGAUGAGCUCGACAUCGUGAUCCCCACCAUCCGCAACCUCGAUUUCCUCGAGAUGUGGAGGCCCUUUCUCCAGCCUUACCAUCUCAUCAUCGUCCAGGACGGAGAUCCUUCCAAGACCAUUGCUGUUCCUGAAGGGUUCGAUUACGAGCUCUACAACAGGAACGACAUCAACCGUAUCCUCGGUCCCAAAGCUUCGUGCAUCUCCUUCAAGGACUCGGCUUGCCGCUGCUUCGGAUACAUGGUGUCUAAGAAGAAGUAUAUCUUCACAAUCGACGAUGAUUGCUUCGUUGCUAAGGAUCCAUCUGGAAAAGCAGUGAACGCACUUGAGCAACACAUCAAGAACCUUCUCUGCCCAUCUUCUCCGUUUUUCUUCAACACCUUGUACGACCCAUACCGUGAAGGUGCUGACUUCGUCCGUGGAUACCCUUUCAGUCUCCGUGAGGGUGUUUCCACUGCUGUCUCCCACGGUCUCUGGCUCAACAUCCCUGAUUACGAUGCCCCAACCCAACUUGUGAAGCCUAAAGAAAGGAACACAAGGUAUGUGGAUGCUGUAAUGACCAUCCCAAAGGGAACACUUUUCCCAAUGUGUGGUAUGAACUUAGCCUUUGACCGUGAUCUCAUCGGUCCGGCUAUGUACUUUGGUCUCAUGGGUGAUGGUCAGCCUAUUGGUCGCUACGACGAUAUGUGGGCUGGAUGGUGUGUCAAGGUGAUCUGUGACCAUUUGGGAUUGGGAGUGAAGACAGGUCUGCCCUACAUUUAUCACAGCAAGGCAAGCAACCCAUUUGUGAACCUGAAGAAGGAAUACAAGGGAAUUUUCUGGCAGGAGGACAUCAUUCCUUUCUUCCAGAGCGCAAAGCUCUCAAAAGAAGCUGUGACGGUUCAACAAUGCUACAUUGAACUGUCUAAGAUGGUGAAGGAGAAGCUUAGCGCCAUUGAUCCUUACUUUGCCAAGCUUGCUGAUGCUAUGGUCACCUGGAUUGAAGCUUGGGAUGAGCUUAACCCGGCCACCAAAGCUUGAGCAGCAGAGAAAAAAAAACUAUCACCGCAGUUUUGGUUAUUAGCUUAACCUAUCUCAUCUAUCUUCUUUCCUUCCCCGUUUUGUUUUUUUUUUUUCUGACUUUCCGGUGAUUAUUCAGUUCGUUUUAAAGUUGCCAGAGUUUAUUUAAAUAGUGAUGGUGUGUAGUUCUAUUUAAGACCGAUACAAUCUAUCCUCUGAGCUUUUUGUUUCAAUAAUAAAAUCAUAUAUAUUCCUUGA
Messenger RNA from Brassica napus (rape), 1454 nucleotides. Its product is annotated as UDP-arabinopyranose mutase 1-like. The record is from RefSeq and is a predicted model, not a curated record. Gene Ontology annotation, molecular function: UDP-arabinopyranose mutase activity. The transcript is spliced from 4 exons. Gene Ontology annotation, biological process: plant-type cell wall biogenesis; UDP-L-arabinose metabolic process. Gene Ontology annotation, cellular component: cytosol; Golgi apparatus. Bases 144 to 1217 code for a protein of 357 amino acids. NCBI's taxonomy places the organism in Eukaryota, Viridiplantae, Streptophyta, Magnoliopsida, Brassicales, Brassicaceae.